ACCUCGGCCCGCCAACCUUGAAUCUGGAGAUACAACUGGAUUACAAACCUUGCACCUCGCAGCGGAAUUUCUUCGCCUCUUUCCCAUUCCUACCAGAACCCCUCCGUACUCUUCGCAAUCAUCUCGGCAUCAAGACAUCGUAGACGCCACGAAACACUGCUAGAGUUCAACCCCUGGCAUUCCGGGACAUUCUCGACUACCGAGCGGCUGGGAACGCAUGUCAGGUCCUAGACCCAGCACGCGGUCCACUCGGUCCAGGGUCGUUGGGGAUGUUGCCAAUCUCCCCAUCGCCUCUGUCGGGUCGGCUCUCGGCAAGGCUUCUUCAUCUUCAUCAACCUCGCCAUCACCAUCGCCGGCAGCAGGAGCUGAUGCCAAAAUCGAGGGCAGAGAGCCGAUCGGCUUGAGAGCGAGGAGAAGGAGUACGGUGAAUGAGCGAGUCGGGUCGAUGUCGCCAGCAGCUGGAAUGUCAAGCUCGAGUUCAAGUCCCACGACAACGGUGAAGGAGAAACGUCGGGUGGUCGAGGUCGUCAUUCCGGCUCACGAUCGUGCCCCGCUCACGUCUCCCGUCAAGGUCGAUGGUGGGAUUGGUUCCGGAGGCGAAAUCGAUGCCGGAGUUGGUGAUAGCGUUGAGGCCAUUGCAGUUGCCGGUCCGGGCCCACGGUCGAUGAGCUUGCGAGGCGGAGGAGGUCGACGGGCUUCAGUCUCUGGACUGCACGCGACCGUGGUGGAAUCUGUUCCGGUCGCUGGAGCAGGAUCAGGAUCGGCGACGAUAGCGACCCGGUCGUCAGCGAGAUUUAGAGAACAGGAGCAAGGACGCGCAAGUAUGGUGAAGCGAGAACCUCUUCCGAAAGUGGAUCUGGCUCAGGAGAAAGGUAAGAACGAGAAGAAGGUCAAGCAUGAGGUACCGAGUUCGGUCACUCAGGUCGAAUCGGCGAUAGCGGGACCGUCCAGGAUCAAGGCCGAGCCGCAACAGGAGAAGCAAGAUCAACCAGAACGGGUCAGGAAGGGCAGGGGCUGGAGGAAAGGAUGGGGCAAGUCGGAUACGAAGACCAAGAGUACAACCGAGACUCGGUCGGAGAUGGCCAGUCGGAGCGCAUCGGUGACUGCCUCAAUAUCGGCAGAUUCAGGGACGACGAACCUGGAAGUAGAAGAGCAAACUGGCGUGAGAGAAAAGCAGUCGUCGUCAACUCAGGACCCAGUGACUCCAGCGCCAACAAGAGAGAAUACUGCGAUCCAGACUUCGCCGAUCGCUCGAUCUGCGCCGACUUUGGCCUUUCCAAUAUCGACGACCGGUGAGAGGCAAUGCGACACGACUUUCCAGUCUAAGCCUGCACCAAGCGUGUCCGCGAGACCCUCGAGACAGUGGGUCGAGAGGGCUCGGGGCAAGAUCACGUCUCAAAGAACGAUUCAAGAAGGACCGACGGAACCUGCCAGUCCGACCUCUCACAGUCUCCGGAGCACCAAGGGACAGAAUCCUUGCACCAUUCCUUUCCCUCCGGCGGACGUCAUCGAGCCUGAUCAUGGCGGGAUCAUCACGGCGGAUGAGGAUGAAGAGGAGAACGGACAGAUUGUGCAGGACGACAUGAAGGACGACAAGCUUAUGGCCGUUUGUGCGGCUUUGGAGACGUUCGGAAAUAGGGCAUUGACGCCGACCGAGAUUGGGGAUAUUUGCGUGAACCAAGGGUGGAUCCGACCAAGCCCUGCUCUUGCUCCCCAAAACCUGGUGCAGAGCGCUAUUCGGGCUUAUGCUCGACGAUGCGCAGUACAUCAGCCCGAGCGAAUUAUGCUCAUCCGCAAACGUAUCCUUGCCGGUUACGCCUUGGAAUCUCGGCUUCUUCCUGCGCUCCAUCCAUCGGCGGCACGAGAUGGCCACAGGAGGAAGGGGACGGUGUAUUACCUCGAAGGACGGGUGGGAGGUCGCGAAUGGACGAGUCCGUUUGAUGACUUGCCAGAAGAUCAAGAAUCUGCGUCCGCCAUGAAUGUCGUCAAGCAGACAUCGCAUACGCAAGUCAAGAGAAAUGGCAGCGGUAGGCAAGCGAAACAGGUCAGAGCGUCUAGCAGGUCUGCUACGGAAGAUCCCAUGGAUGUGGUUGCGCAGGACGACACAAAUCCGGUCAAGCCGACAGGAUUGAAAAUUAAGAUCAAGCUUGGAGGCAUGGUCAGCGCAGUCGCAGAGACGGCACCUAUAAGACAGUCGGCGGACGCCAAUCCGGAAACGAUGAUGGACACGCCAAGCGAGUAUGAGACUACAAGCGACGAUGGCUCGGGAAGCGAGUCUAUCGAGGAAGACGAUGGCAACGAUCAGGAUAACGGCAUGUCCGGCACGUCGACCGACGAUGAUUCGGAGGAAGACAGUGAAGAGUUUGAUGAUUCUCGGGACGAGAACGGGCUACCUAUGACCGGAAGCAUCAAAGAUCUUGCCCGCUCCUUCUUCAUGGACAGUCCGCCCAUGGUACCGGUCGCCGAUUCGCCUAUCGCACAAGUCCGUUUCUCGCCCUUUGAGCCGAUCAUGGAGCCGGCCUUCCCCAGCAACCCCCUGGACGGCAUGUUUGAAGAUUCGGACUAUAUGCCUGCGCUAUCUCCGCCGGAUGCACAGUCGGGUUCUUCUUCCGAGGAUGAGGACGAGGUUGCAACCGAAUUCAUGGACACGCUCGAUCUCGACAGGCUCGGUUAUCGAAAGACCUCGAUCAAACGAGUCGGGUUCCACCCUAUGGCUUAUCGUGAUGUGCUUAGUCCUGGAGAUGCUGAAGGUAGCGAGAUUGAUACGCCCGCCACGACCCCCAGGACGUGUUAUGACGAGGACGAUGAAGCGGAACACAAGAAAGCUUUCAUGGCUCCCGUUUCGGGCAUGGGCUCGGAUGAGAUCCUGGAUGUCGACGAAGAAUUGCAGAAUGCUGUUCAUGUCUUGGGUCAACUGCUGCCCGAUCUGUCGGAUUCCAUCGACCAAUCGACCGAGAUCUCUACCACCAGGCAGGAGCUACAAGGGGUGGGAACGCAGGCCGAACAUGGCGAUACUGUCAUGACAUCAGCGACUGCUCCCGUCGCGCAAGCCAGCUCGAGCCAAGCCAUCACAUCGGUUCGACCUCGUCGCAAGAGCUCUGUAGGCGCACGCGACUUCAUGAGACUGUCGCUUCCACUUCCGGCUUGUCCAGCUCCAAGUCCUCUGAACUCGCCCACCUUCGCAGAUCGAGCCGGAUCCAGCACAGUAUCGAGCCGAGAGUAUCCUCUUGGGCAGAGCGAUCCGGAACGUGGGGGAUCGCCAACUGAUGGCGAAAACAUUGCAGGAACCAGCGACCUGGAGCUACUGCCUGAUCUUGGACGGCAACUGGCUAUCAGCGACUGCGAAUCGGCGUGCAUCUGUAGUCUUGAGACAGACGCCAACCUUGCAAUGGACGUCGAUUCCGCUCAUACCCCUAGGGAUUCUAUGCUGAUCCAUCAAGGUGGCGAUGAGCUUGACCAGGAUGUUGACCUGUCAAACGAACAUUUGUCUCGAUCGUGGGCAGACCUGUUGGGCCCCGAGAGUGUUGGCAUGGAGGAAUUGGACAAUGUGUGGGGCUUCAUGAACGCUGCGGUCACCGCUGCCGCUGUGGAUCAAGGCAAACGUAGGCGGCGGGGCGAGCCAGAUUGUCAGAGCAUUGCGUCAACCAAGAGCGAUUCUUCCGAUCGAACGCUGCAGCAAAAAGAUGUCUGGGGCAUUAUCGGGGUCGGCUCGACGCUUGAUACAAGCUCACGAGCGCGCCGUAUUGAGAAGGCCCGGUUUGCCCGCGCUCUCAUACGCGCCAAGGCGAUUGCGAGCAGCAACCCCUCGGGGUCUCCGUCGAAAUGUAGUGGUGGCGAGCGGCAAGAUCACCAAAUCCCAGACGACGCGAUUGGCAUGGAAGACGUGGCCGAUGCCAUCCUUUCUGCUUGGGCCGAUGGCGAGACGAUCUUGGAGGAUGUCUCGGAGCCUUCCAAUACUGAUUUCGCAAACCGGGACGAGGAACAUCUACUUGGUGCCAGUUUCCAGUACUCCGACCUGGACGAGCAUGCCAUGGGCGUCAGCCCUUCUGUUUUGACGAAGUCGACGGAUCCAGACGGCAUGCAAGAAGCUGUACUCCGUGGUGAUCGUGAUGUUAGGACACCUUCCGGAGUCGGAGUGGGCUCUGAGAGGUCCGACAUACAGGACGUCGCAGCGGUCACGGUGAAAGCAAAGAUGGAUACUGUCGUUGGAACUGAACCAAAACCCGGCGCAUCGACUUCAGCCCCGCUCGCGAAGCUGGCUUCUGCUCCGCCGCUCCAGACUCAGACGGGCUCCUCGACGACCUACGCCAAACUCCCAGCUAGACUACCAGCACCCCCGCGUCCUGCCGCUUCGACUCCUACUUUCGUGAACGCCAGCAAGCCGACGUACCCUCCUGUUCAAGCUCUGCUCAUCGACAGCGUAUCUGUCUUUGCCAUAUCGUGGAACGAAACAUUGAUCUACCGCCGCAUCGAAAGCGAUUAUGUCAACUUUUCCGCACUGCUUCGAGCUUUGAAGCACCCUUCGGUAAUGGAGGUCGAGCGAAGAGUCGGUCAACAUGCUACCAGCAUGAUCUUCCGGGAUUCCAAAUUCGCCGGCGUCGACGGAGUAUGGUUACCUCUAGACGUUGCAGAGGCCGAAGCCGCAACCAUCCAGGUGCCUUCGUCCCUGGCCUCAGCCUUGUUUCAAGAAGAUAUGGCCGGUCUCUUCCCCGAACCCCUGGCCAAAAUCAAAACCAUCUUGGGUGCACAGGGCGACGCACCCGUACAGAGGAAUGCGGUCUUCAAAGGUGGUCGUUAUUUCGGUAUACUGUUUGGAUGCAUGGGCGAUUCGCUCACCAAGGACAACCAAAACACAACUCUGACCCUAUCGUUACCGCUUCCUCUGGCCGACCCCAAAAUCUCGUCCUACGACUCCCCCCUUAUACCUUCGAAACGCCUCAAUACCGUGAUCACUGCCUCGAACUCUGAUGGCCCACCGAGCAAGCGACGAAAGCCGUCCAUUUCGACUGGAUCUGACCGUCGGCUGACGCGAGCGCAGAAACACAACUCAUGAUGAACCAGAAUAUUACGCCCUUUUACGAAAUAAUCAGCCCCGCACUGAGCAAGAAAGAAUGGCUAGCCACCGUUGUAUA
This is a messenger RNA of Filobasidium floriforme, 5132 nucleotides long. RefSeq lists its product as uncharacterized. The transcript is spliced from 5 exons. Gene Ontology annotation, molecular function: DNA binding. Lineage: Eukaryota; Fungi; Basidiomycota; Tremellomycetes; Filobasidiales; Filobasidiaceae. The record is from RefSeq and is a predicted model, not a curated record. Bases 218 to 5053 code for a protein of 1611 amino acids.